UAAAAAAAAAAAGCCUGAGCUCACUUUUAUCUGUAAAGCCAUAGCUUUUCUUUCUCUGUUACACUAUAACACAAAACUUAAAAUACAAAUUUUAACGAAGGAACCAACGAACAAACGACGAAGGAACGAACCCACUCACUCUCUCAAUGCAGGAAAAUGGCAGAGGCCAGUAUUUCAGAAGGUUAUAUUUACGUGCAUCACUUCAGCUGUCCAGUGUGUCUGGAUCUCCUGAAUCAUCCAGUGAUUAUACCCUGUGGUCACAGUUUCUGUAAGUUGUGUAUUAAUGGCUGCUGGGAUCAGGAUGAUGUGAAGGGCAUCUACAGCUGUCCUCAGUGUAGAGAGACUUUCACUCCAAGGCCUGUUUUAUACAGGAACAACAUGCUGGCUGAAGUGUUGGAGAAACUGAAGAAGACUGAACUCCAAGCUGCUUCUCCUGCUGUUUCAGCUAAAGCAGAAAGAACUAAAAAACAGAGUUUCCCGUCUCUCUGUGUUUCUCCUGGAUGUGACGACUCACCCAGCUUCACUGUCAAUCAACAUCUCUCAUUUUAUGGAGUGAGGAAAUCUCUCUCAGAUCUGAAAAAACGAGUGAAGCAAUUCUGUGAGAAGAAAUUCAACAAAAUCAGACCACAAGGUGAACAAACCAACAUUGGUUCUGUAUCACAGUAAAAAGAGCCAUAAAAUUCAUCUAACAAAAAUAAGAAGUAAGCAGGAACAAGACUGCAGAAAAUCACACAGUAUUAGCAUCAGUCUUGUAAAUGACAUCAAGAUCAAUUUAGCAGACAAACAAAGUACAAAUCUUACAUUUGUGGAGAAAAUCGUAGCUGAUGAAUAAAUUGAGAUGGUGACGUUGUUGACGUCUGAGAUAAACGUGAGGUAGCAAAU
Messenger RNA from Tachysurus fulvidraco (yellow catfish), 882 nucleotides. RefSeq names its product E3 ubiquitin-protein ligase TRIM11-like. Bases 157 to 666 code for a protein of 169 amino acids. NCBI's taxonomy places the organism in Eukaryota, Metazoa, Chordata, Actinopteri, Siluriformes, Bagridae. The record is from RefSeq and is a predicted model, not a curated record. The transcript is spliced from 2 exons.